AUGGAACAUUCCACCAGCAAGAGGGUGAAGCGGAGCACGCUGACCACUUGGGAUCAGUGUAAAGAGGAACAUGUCGUCUUCAGACCAGCCCGGAGAACAAGGACGACAUCGGGGAUCCCUCUAGAUAUGCGACACCCCAAGCAAGGUUCAAAGUUUCAGAUUCAGCUGAAUACCAGUAAUGUGUACUCAGAAGUUCACAAUGAAAAGCUUUUUACCCAAGAUACUUAUGACUUCCUGGCUCUGAUGGUGGCUACAAUUGGAAUUUUCGGGUUGUGUAGUAACUCGCUAGUGCUGAUUCUGUAUUGCAGAUUCAAAACAUUAAGGACACCAACAAAUCUUCUCUUGGUAAAUGUCAGUUUCAGUGACCUUGUUUUCUCACUUUUUGGGGUCAGUUUUACUUUUGCAUCAUGUGUAAGCCAGCGGUGGAUCUGGAACAAAGCGGGAUGCGUUUUUGUUGGAAUGUGUGAAAAUCUGUUGGGUUGCGUGUCAAUCUUUACACUUACUGCUGUGGCAUACGAACGAUAUGUUCGAGUUGUAUUUGACAGAGUUAUUGAUUACUCAUGGUCAUGGAAAGCAAUCACUUCUGUCUGGCUGUGUUCAAUGGCCUGGACUAUGGCACCAUUAAUGGAAUGGAACAGAUAUAUUCUAGAACCUCAUGGACUAGAUUGCUCUUUGGACCGAGUAUCAACAGAGGCGAGACACUCCUCAUUCAUUCUUCUCUCAUUUAUAGCUUGUUUUGUUGUCCCAAUGAGUAUUAUGAUUUACUGCUAUGGCUACAUUUUAUGCUCAGUCAGAAUGCUUCGAAAGUUACAAAGUGUUGAAACAAGCCAAGUGCUGAGGCUUUUACAUUAUGAGAAACAAAUGGCUGUGAUGUAUCUUCUGAUGAUUUCGGCCUUUCUUCUUUGUGGGAUGCCUUACCCAGUGCUGUCUCUUCUGGCGAUGUGUGGUCAUAGUGACAUGAUUACCCCAGCUACCGCCAUUGUGCCCUGCUUCUUGGUCAAAACAGGCGCCGCAACACAUGCAACUAUCUAUAUAUUAACAAACAAGAAGGUGAAUGAAAUUCAGACAAGGCCUCAUGAAGCUCCUCUGGAUGAAAUGUUUGAAAAACCAUAA
Nanorana parkeri is the source of this 1113-nucleotide messenger RNA. Its product is annotated as opsin-3-like. Gene Ontology annotation, biological process: G protein-coupled receptor signaling pathway. Gene Ontology annotation, cellular component: membrane; photoreceptor outer segment. The record is from RefSeq and is a predicted model, not a curated record. The coding region runs from base 1 to 1113 and encodes 370 amino acids. NCBI's taxonomy places the organism in Eukaryota, Metazoa, Chordata, Amphibia, Anura, Dicroglossidae. Gene Ontology annotation, molecular function: G protein-coupled receptor activity. The transcript has 6 exons.